AAAGGGGAGAACACAGUGUUUCUUGAGUACUUGUAUUUUUCCAGGGCAUUUUCUGAACUCUUUCCAAAGACCUUUUCCCUAGUUCACUGAACAACAGCUGCUGGAAAGCUCCUCCCUGAGGGAGGAGAGAAGACUUCAUUGAUUUUUUAAAGAACAACUUCACAACACCCAAACAAACCAGGACUGGUGCUGCUGUUGUGAGGAAGGAUCUGCCAGUGAGAGCUGAAGGCGUGACCCCCCAGGGCUUUGCUGGAUCAUGUUUGCCUGUCGUUUGCCCUUGUGGAGGUUCAGUGCCACCUGCAAGCUGCAGCAAUCAGGUCACUUUCUGCCUUGGAACAGCUGCCAAAUGCUGAGUAUUAAAGGAAUCAACACCACUCUGGGGCAGGAGCAGCAGGCUGGCCUGAAGGGAAAACAAGAGUUAGAAGAUCUGGAAAUGCCCCUUGCAAGGAGUGAAACAGAGGCCCUCUUCCACGAGCAGCCUGAGACUGGGAACCAGUACCUGGAAGACGCUUUACUUCAGAGUUACUUGAAAACGCACCUUCCUCCCAAGGUCCUGGAGGAGGUGCAUCAGGACCUGGAGAGGUUUGGAAACCGUCUGCAUACCAAGAUCCAACCUCUGAGUUGGGAAUGUGAGCUGAACCCCCCCGUGUUCCAGCAGUAUGAUGCUUGGGGGCAGCGCGUGGAUCACAUCUACACCUGCUCAGCGUGGAGGAGAAUGAAGGAGAUUUCAGCAGAAGAAGGGCUGAUUGCUGAGGCCUAUGAGAGAAGAUACUCACACUGGAGCCGCCUGUACCAGGCUGUCAAACUGUACUUGUUCUCAAGCUCCUCUGGAGGUUUCAGCUGUCCACUGGCCAUGACUGAUGGGGCAGCCAAAGUCAUUGAGUCACUGGGUAUUCCUGGAUCUCUGAAAAAUGCUUUUGAUCAUCUGACAUCCCGUGACCCCCAGAAGUUCUGGACCUCUGGCCAGUGGAUGACUGAGCGAAGGGGUGGCUCAGAUGUUGCAAACGGCACGGAGACGGUGGCCAGGAAGCAGCCAGAUGGCACCUAUCGUCUAUAUGGAUUUAAGUGGUUCACAUCAGCAGCUGAUUCUGAUAUGACAUUAACCCUGGCCAGGAUAGCAGAUGCUGAAGGACAGUGUACCCAGGGCUCCAGAGGUCUGUCCCUGUUCUUCCUGAGGGUUCGGGAUGAGGAGGGAAAGCUGAACAGCAUCCAGGUGCAAAGGCUAAAGGAUAAGCUGGGCACGAGGCAGAUGGCAACAGCAGAGCUGUGGCUGCAAGGAGCCAGAGCAGAGCUGAUCUCUGCAGAGGGUCGUGGAGUGGCUGCCAUAUCCAACAUGCUGAACAUCACUCGGAUCCACAAUGUCAUUGGUGCAGUGGCUUCCAUGAGAAGGAUGAUCAGUCUGAGCAGGGACUACGCCCGCAAGCGCGUGGCGUUUGGGAAGCUCCUCAAGGACCAUCCCCUGCACAUGCAGACAAUAGCCCGGAUGGAGGUGCAGGUGAGAGGGGCCUUUCUGCUGCUUAUGGAGAUUGUUCGCCUGCUGGGCCUGGCUGAAACCAACUUGGCGAGUGAGCAGGAGCAGCUGCUGCUGAGGUUGCUCAUCCCAGUGGCCAAACUGUACACAGGGAAGCAGGCUUCUGCCGUGGCCAUUGAGGGAAUGGAGAGUUUGGGGGGGCAAGGUUACAUGGAGGACACAGGCUUGCCAGUCAUACUCCGGGAUACUCUGGUUCUGUCCAUAUGGGAGGGAACAACCAAUAUCCUGUCCCUGGAUGUGCUUCGAUCCCUCGUCAAGAGCCAAGGGCAGGUGAUGGCUGCAUUCCUGUCCACAGUGCAGAAAAAGCUGGAGCUGGCUUCAGGCACUGAGGAGCUGUCCCCGGCUGUGCAGAGGACACGGGAGGCCAUCGGGAGGCUCCAGCAGUUCACGGCAGGCGUGGGCUCAGAGAAGGCACUGACCAUGGAGCUGGCAGCCAGAGACUUCUCCUACAGCCUGGCACGGAUCUACACAGGUGAACACCCCCAGCUCUCCCAGCCUAGCUCCAGAGUAGACGGACCCCAGCCCUGGGAGCAUCUCCAAGGCCUCUUGCAGACAGACUCACUCCAGCAGCUCCAGGUCCUUCCUGUGCUGAUGGAUUCCAGACCAGGAAAGGGCUGGGAAUCUGCCAUAGACACCUGAUUCACACCUCGGUCAAGGGUGGAGCUCUAAAUCUCAGUGCCCACCUUUCAUGCUGAAGCAGCUCAGCCUUCAAGCACUGCUAAGAAACCACCACCCUUUUCUCCUGAGCCCUUGGCUGUUCUGGCAGGAGCCUGGGAAUGCUGACACCUCCUACUCCCCCACAGGAGCUCUUUUAAUGGAACACGCUGCUCGUCCUGACGCUUCCUCUACAGACGUCUGCGCUGCCCUGAGGUAGGCAUAGCCCUGCCCGCCCUGUGCGUUCUGGAUGAUUCCAUGGGCAGUGCCAGAGGCUUUGCUCCGCCUCCAGACUGAUCCGACCCCUGGCCACGGCCAGACCCACGAGCACAGCUGGGAAUAACCAGCAGUUUCUCUCAACCCCGGCGCUUUUCUCUGCUUGGGCGAUAUCCAUUCCCGCACUGAUGGGCAGGAUCCCACCUGGACACGGCUCGGGUUGGCAUCAGCCCCGUGAGUGCGGCCGGACUGGCGCAGCCCAUCCCUCUCUCCAUCCAGGUGGUGCAACCAGGAGCUGUGUCCGGUGGCCGUGGAGUCAGCAAGAGGCAGCUAUGGGGGAGGGGCAGUGCUCCAGGACAGCGCCCUGGUGUUCGGGAGCAGCCGGCUCUGAGCGCCCGCCGCCCCGGCACGGACACGAGGUGGGUUGCAAUCCAAAAAAUCCCCCAAAUCCUCAGGUACCUGCAAAUUUCAGGUGUGGUGGAAUGUCCCAUUCCACAAGGGGCCAGACCAAAUCCUUCAGGAGUGACCCCCACCUGCCCCGGGCUGAAAUCCACGGUUUUGAGGUUUCAUAAUGUUGACACAGCCCCGAGAGUCAUUGCAAGGUGCUGGAAUGUUCUCACAGUUUAUCACUGGGAAAAGCCCCAGUGAUAAAAUCCAGAGAGGAGCUGGAAGCAGCAGCUCUUCAAGUGCCAAGACUUCUUGAAGAAAACCAACCAAAAUAAAACUGAAUGUUAUCUGAAAAUGAUUAAA
Messenger RNA from Cinclus cinclus, 3151 nucleotides. Its product is annotated as acyl-CoA dehydrogenase family member 11-like. The transcript is spliced from 13 exons. NCBI's taxonomy places the organism in Eukaryota, Metazoa, Chordata, Aves, Passeriformes, Cinclidae. The coding region runs from base 257 to 2170 and encodes 637 amino acids. Gene Ontology annotation, molecular function: oxidoreductase activity, acting on the CH-CH group of donors. The record is from RefSeq and is a predicted model, not a curated record.